AUGGAGAUGCAAAAUACACAGCGACAUCAACCGAAAUCAUGGGUCAAGAGUACAAUAAAACCAAGAAUACAGAGUCGACGCAUGAGCUAUAUGGCAGAAUGUAACCAUCACACUCGACCAACCAAAGAGAGGAAGCCAAAAGAGCGUAGCAGCUUAAAAAGAAUGAUGUCCAAGGAAGACGAAAAAACAAAGACAACACCACUUGUCUUCUCCUCCCUCUCCGAUCAGCCUGUGUCCCGUCCACCGUUUUGUCUUCUUGGUCAUGCUCUUGGCGCCAACUUACCGUUGCUGACGCCUUCCAGUUCGACCCGUCCCUGUCGGUCCUAUCUCGUCGCCCUCCCCGUGCCCGCCCGCGUUAUUAACAAGAUAUUUCGCCAGAUUGAUGCCGGCACAAUCUUGUUGCAGCCCUUCCUGCUCCGUGCUUGUCUCCCUCUAACUCUCAUUCAAUUGCUCUACCCGCACAUCCCCGCUCUUACUGGCUCGUCCCUUGACUUAUCACCAUUCCUGUCUGUCCUCAUACCAUCCACCCACCGACGUCGCCUCACACCCGACUAUAUCGACCCCUCUGCACUCCUCCCGUUCCGCCUACCCCUCCCCACCUUUUGGACUUUCCUUGGCCACGCUUUUGGAAACCCCCGCUUCAUCACAAGCUUCCAUGUCGAUUACUACUUCACCACAUCAUAUCUGCUUCCUUUCCCACUGACGUUUGUCCCAUCUGUCACCUUCACCCCAACGAUCUCUCUCACUUCCUAUACAAUUUCCCCGCAAAAUGGGCUGUCUGGUCUUCCGCCUGGCGGAAUUAUAUUACUAUUACUAAAUCAAAUGGAUCUUUCUUACUCCGCAUAUGUUUCUUACUUUGACUAUAAUGCAAUAUUCUCUGAUUUGCAGAUGAAAAUCCAGCAAUCUUUUCAGCAACAGCAACACAUCGUUACAGACCAUAUUAAUGACAACUACAACAAUUGCAGCAACUUAACCAAGAUUAUGUAUUGCAAAAGCUGUGACGGAAAACGAAAAAACAAAGACAGCGACGAAAUGGAACUCGCCAAAAAGAGCUACAGCUUCCACCCUCCCAACGUAACACCAUCCGUCUCCACAAACAAACCAAGGAUCAAUGGUGAUGAUGCGAGGAAACUCAAUGAUCAUUUUGUGGCGGUAAUUGGUCCCCAUUCUGGCGAUGAAACUUUGGAUUGUACUAGACAAGAAUAUGAACUCAACAUGGAAGAACAACGAGUGCUACAUUGCUUCAAAAAAACGGCAGUCGUUUACUUAAAGUCUAGGACUGACAAAGUUGAACGUGUGAUGAUUGAAUGCUCAGGGGAAGAAGACGGAAAUCAUACCGAAGGAGAUACUCUGAAAUUGAUGAAAUAUACUAGCAGCUGUUUGAAGAACGAAAUAAAUCAAUUCAAAUACGCAUCUUGGACAACAUUUGGACGACGACGCAUAUUUGCUGUACGAUGUAUUGGGAAUAAACUGACUUUACUAUCAACCAGUCGUAUGGGAAUUGGGAAAUGGUGCUUUGUGAAGAUGCGGUCUCCAAUUGUAUCAAGGGACUGGGAAGACCGAUACUACUUGAAUCGUUUGAUGGAAUUAUUGAUGAAACUAAAGGAAAUGCCGCUUGAACAAGAAGAAGCAACUAUGGUUUUGAAGCAACAAAAAUCAGGGCGGUCUCCUGUAGAUACCAAGGAUACAAUCAAAGCGAUCAGUCGAUCAGGUCAAGCAAUAAAGGAAUUGUAG
Phycomyces blakesleeanus NRRL 1555(-) is the source of this 1734-nucleotide messenger RNA. RefSeq lists its product as hypothetical. The coding region runs from base 1 to 1734 and encodes 577 amino acids. The transcript has 9 exons. The record is from RefSeq and is a predicted model, not a curated record. NCBI's taxonomy places the organism in Eukaryota, Fungi, Mucoromycota, Mucoromycetes, Mucorales, Phycomycetaceae.